CUGAAUCUGAUUCAGCGGCAUCCCUUAUAACGUCACUUUGAGUCGUGAGUUCCUCGUGACCUCGUCGUUAUCUGGCGUGGAAAAGAGUCCGUGACCUGAGCUUGUGAUCGAAUUACGAAGUUUUUGAGUCAGUGUUUCCACGGCGUCGUCGUCCACGUUCCGUCCAUCGUCACCUAAGGAAGCAUGGACUUCCAUUUCGGGCGUCUGAAAGCGUCCCGGGUAAUAACCCUAUCAGCCUUGACAAUUUGUCGAAGGCCGGACUGUCGGAAAGCACGUUUCUAAACGAUUCCUUCCCUAAACAUUCAAUUCAGAUGCGAGUUGCUGAUUCGUUCGUGUAAUUGGCGGUUUUCUUGAUUCGCAGAUGCGUUUCUCGGGUAGUGCUGGGUGUCUGCUGGAAAGCAGGUCUUUCUUUUUAGAUUCGCGAGUUAGUGUAGGAUCGCGAGUUAUUAGUGUGAAUCUUGAAACCAGUAAAUGUCUUCCAAGAAGAAACGAACUCCACAAGUUUUUGACGUUAGUGAGGAUUCCAGGAGUCGCACUGCGUCAAAGAGAGCGACAUCAGACGAUGAAGAUGAACGGAAGGAGAAGGAGGCACGCAAGCGCCGUAAAGAGAAGUACCGUAAUAUUCGGUACCAGAUCGAGUUUUACUUUUCUGAAGCUAACCUGACAAAAGAUCGUUACAUGAUGGAGCUUCUGCACGGCAAUUCCGUGAACUGGAUGAACAUUGAGGAAUUUCUGAAAUUCAAACGAGUGCAAGCGUUGACAACGCACGUUAAAGAAAUUCGACGUGCGCUUUCGCAUUCAGAGAUUCUCGAAUUAUCGCCCGACAAAACUUGUGUACGGAGACGAGUUCCAAUCGUGCCGAAGGAGAACUCCGACGACUGCAUCGUUUACGUGGAAGGAUUUCCGAGGACAGCGACGAUAGACUCCGUGAAAGCCAUCUUUUCCCAAUGGGGGAACGUGCACUUUAUAUCAUUGCCGAAGUUCCCAAAUGAUCGUCCUAAAGGAUUUGGCUUCGUUGAAUUCGAGAACGAUCGGAUGGCCGAAGCCACUUUGCAAGCUUUCGGACAAGUAGGAUGUCUCAUGGAAGCUACUCCCCCGCGUCACGAGUUGAUGGAUCCUCAGAAAAAUCUUUCUGUUCCUCCUCCGCCUUUGUCAUUCGCAAUUCACAACAAAACUGAAGAAGAAGCCGAAGUGGAGAAGCUUCUUCCGCCGGAUAAUCCCAAGUGCGGAACUACGACUAGAGAAAAGUUGGAGGAAGGGGAAAUCGACGUUGACGAGAAGGAGAACGAAGAAGAGUCCGACGAUGGGGAAAUCGUUGAAAAGCGACGAAAGAAGAAGAAGCGAGAAAAGAAGAAGAAAAACGACAGGACCCGAAUCGCUGUCGAAGUCGGAACUCUGGGCUUGAAGGUCAUGCUGAAAAAAGAGUGGAAGAAGUUGAGAAACCACUACAUGGAUAUGCAACGUUUGAACUACAAUCGCAUGAAGCAAGCUCUGAGAAACGCCAAAAUGGAGGAGGAGGAAACGCAGAGGUUCGAGGCGGACAUGAAGACGAAAGUGCCGAGAGUUGGAGUCUGGCCCAAGAAAGAAACCAUGCCCGAGUCUGUCGUGGCAGAAAUGGACAAACUCCGCUCACCCACCACAUCGAGUGCUCUAGAAACUCCUCAUCCCUGGAAACGGCGUCGAGAAGACGCUGAAGCCGAAGAACAUCCUUUUAUUAAAAAGAAGAAGAAACUACCGCAGCAAGCGCCUCAGCGCAUGAGUGAAGCCUCGGAACGCCCGAAAAUGUCGUUUGAACAGCGUUUAGAACGCGAUGCUUGGCAGAAGAUACCUUAUGUUCCCGACUCCGUCGUGAAAAUCCCCGCCGACGUGGCAACAGAACAGGAGCAGUCGGUGUUUAAGAACUCCGUCCGCAGCAUUGUGACGCCAGAGCACGUGGAUUGCAGACCCGAAGCUUCCCUGGCUUAUGUUCGUUGUCGGGACAAGUUGUCCGCACUCACGUUGACCAACAGUCCGAAAUUUCCGAAUGCCGUCGUUAUUGUUGGACCCGAACAGGCCAUGUAUUGGCAGCACGUUUGGGAUGCUUUCAAGGAGAAGAGAAUGAAAAGACGGGGAAAAAACAAGUUGCAGAAGAGGAUCGAUGCGUAUAUGGGGAUCCCUGGAUAUUCCGAAUCCAUCGCCGGGCAAUUCCAAGGCGUUGAACCUCAAGUUCCUCAAGUGUAAAAAAGAAAAUUCUGCGUGUUUCUCUCUGUAACUAAGACUCGCAAAGUGGAGUGGAUUACAACGUUUUUUUUU
Messenger RNA from Notodromas monacha, 2292 nucleotides. The record is from the annotation of a GenBank genome assembly. NCBI's taxonomy places the organism in Eukaryota, Metazoa, Arthropoda, Ostracoda, Podocopida, Cyprididae.